UCGAGUUCAGUAUGAAACCACCAUCCUUGAGAAUCAAUUUCUUCGCGCCGGACGUGCUUUCCGCGUGCAAGUUUCAUUGCGUGCGUUUGACCGGCGAAUAAGCUCGAUCAUCGUACAAUUCGGAAGAACAAAGAAUUUCCAUCUCGCGAAAAAAUCUAGAAAGAGAGAGAGAGAAAAAGAGAUUAUCGCGAUGGCAUACAGCUGGGAUAAUCGCGUUAAUUUCAUAGUAAAAUUUCUGUAUGAUAUUGAUAACAAUGGAUAUUUGGACAAGCAUGAUUUCGAGUGCAUGGCAUUAAGAAUGACGCUCAUCGAAGGCAAAGGCGACUUUAGUUACAGUCGGUACCAAGAAAAUCUUCAUAUCAUGCUCUCUUUAUGGGAUGAGAUAGCUGAUCUGGCAGAUUUUGAUAAGAACGACGUUGUAACGAUAGAAGAAUUUAAAAAGGCUAUGCAAAGUAGCUGUGUUGGUCGUUCUUAUAACGAUUUUCCUCAAGCUAUGAAGAUGUUCAUUGAUAGUCACUUCAAAAUACUUGACAUAAAUGAGGAUGGCGUAAUUGGUGCUGAAGAAUUUCGAUAUGAUUGUGCUUCAAGAAUUGCUGUGGAUAAUAUAGAUAUCCUUGAUAAAGCUUUUCAAAGUCUUUUAAACGAUGAUGAUAGAAAACGCGGUGGAUUGACGUUAUCACGUUAUCAAGAAUUAUAUGCGCAAUUUCUCGGUAAUCCUGACGAUAAUUGUCCCGCAAUCUAUCUUUUUGGACCAAUAGGACAAGAGUCAUAACUGAAACAUUCGCCAUUUUGAAGCAAUGUCAAUCUUUAUUAUGAAACAUUACCUUUAAAAAAAAAAGAUGAAAAAAACUCCAAAUGUACGCGCUCCUCGAAAAAUAACUAUUAUACAUAACUAAAAAAAAAAUAAAAUCUAAGUAAGAUAUAUCUUCUUAUUCCCA
Messenger RNA from Cyphomyrmex costatus, 938 nucleotides. It is a transcript of the gene Scp1, whose product is annotated as Sarcoplasmic calcium-binding protein 1. NCBI's taxonomy places the organism in Eukaryota, Metazoa, Arthropoda, Insecta, Hymenoptera, Formicidae. Gene Ontology annotation, molecular function: calcium ion binding. Bases 191 to 772 code for a protein of 193 amino acids. The transcript is spliced from 5 exons. The record is from RefSeq and is a predicted model, not a curated record.